GUGUAGUCGUGUAGACGGCAAAGGUAGCAGCAUCGUUUUACCCAUUUCACACACAUGGGCAGUGCGUAGAUCUUGGAACUUAAAUUGCAUCUACCAUCCAUCAUCACCCAAUAAUAAGCACCUCAAAGACACUAUUCAAAUCAAUUGAAAAUUUCUGUACUAUACCCACCUGAAUUACCCAUCAAAAAUUCAGGAAUUUUGAUUCUGUACAUUGUCCGAGUGAGGUUUUGGGGAAGAGAGAGAAAGUGUGAUCUCCACAGUAAGAGACUCAAAUUCGAAGAAGAAGGAAAAUGGGAUGCUCAUUUUCUGGGUUAAAUGCAUUAUACGAUGCUGUUAAUGGAGGUGGGGAUGUAUGGAUCAAUGAAAAUAGAUUCAAGAUCGUAAGGCAGCUUGGUGAAGGUGGCUUUGCUUAUGUGUUUUUGGUCAAAGAAGUUGUUACCGACGCUUCUGCUGCUUCUGGGGGUCUUUCCAAUAAGCUCAAAGACCCUUCUUUUAUUUCAGAUGAUGGGACUUAUGCUAUGAAGAAAGUAUUGAUUCAAAAUACGGAGCAGCUGGAAUUGGUGAGGGAGGAGACCCGUGUUUCUUCCUUGUUUACUCAUCCCAAUCUGCUUCCCCUUCUUGAUCAUGCUAUCAUCAAAAUCAAGGCCACUCAAGAACAAUCUUGGAAACAUGAAGCGUAUUUGCUAUUUCCAGUUCAUUUGGAUGGAACUUUGCUGGACAACUCUACCGCUAUGAAAGCUAAAAAGGAAUUCUUUUCGACCGUGGAUGUCCUCCAAAUUUUUCGACAGCUUUGCGCAGGACUGAAGCACAUGCACCAUUUUGAUCCACCAUAUGCACAUAAUGAUGUCAAACCUGGGAAUAUUCUAAUCACACACAGAAGGGGUCAGGCACCUCGGGCUAUAUUGAUGGACUUUGGAAGUGCUCGUCCUGCUCGAAGACAGAUUCAGUCACGUGCAGAAGCUUUACAGCUUCAGGAAUGGGCAGUUGAACAUUGUUCUGCCCCGUUUCGUGCUCCUGAGUUGUGGGAUUGUCCAAGUCAGUGCAAUAUCGAUGAAAGAACUGAUAUUUGGUCACUAGGAUGCACGCUGUACGCAAUUAUGUAUGGUGUAUCGCCGUUUGAGUAUGCAUUGGGAGAAGCUGGAGGAAGCCUACAAUUGGCCGUUGUAAAUGUCCAGAUAAAAUGGCCAGCCGGACCAAAGCCGCCAUAUCCCGAUGCACUUCACCAAUUUGUGAACUGGAUGCUUCAGCCUCAAGCUGCUGUUCGACCACGCAUUGAUGAUAUCAUCAUUCAUGUUGACAAGUUGAUAUCCAAAUACUCUGAUUAGCUAUAAACAUACAUGAUAUAUAUGGUGAUUGGUGGCCAUCAAACUCAAACUUGUAUGCACAGGUGUAUCAUGAAGCUUCUUUUUUACAUAUGAUUAUGGUUAUUAUUAUACUCAUCACAGUUUAGUAAGUUUCAUGUUUGAGAAAAGGGAGAAUUGUUCGCGCGUAUUUUACUGUCUAUUACAAGUAGUAUUUAUAAUAGAUAAUUUUUUUGGCGAUAGAGUUUUGUGUAGUGAAUUCAGACAGUGAACAUUGUCUACUGUUUUUACAGCUACUAAUCUGUUACAGUGUAUUGAAGUUUAUAUAGAAGGCAUAUGCUUGGACACCAGUUUUCGGAGCUAUGAAUACUUGCCUCACUUCAUGAUA
Spinacia oleracea (spinach) is the source of this 1689-nucleotide messenger RNA. RefSeq lists its product as uncharacterized. Bases 291 to 1325 code for a protein of 344 amino acids. Gene Ontology annotation, cellular component: cytoplasm. The transcript has 6 exons. Gene Ontology annotation, molecular function: protein serine/threonine kinase activity; ATP binding. NCBI's taxonomy places the organism in Eukaryota, Viridiplantae, Streptophyta, Magnoliopsida, Caryophyllales, Amaranthaceae. The record is from RefSeq and is a predicted model, not a curated record. Gene Ontology annotation, biological process: protein phosphorylation.